UAUCUUUACACAAUUUACCAAAAACUACAAUAUUUAAUAAUCGUUUCAAUAAAAAACAAACCCUUUUACAUAUAAAUUCCCUUUUAGGGCUAUUAAAGCAAAAACAAAAUAUAAAUUACCGUUUAUUAGAAUAUUUUCCCAUUUUAGAGGAUUCCGCAUUUUGUAUUGGGAAUCACUGUGAUGUGGUUUUACUGUACGAGGUUCAAGGGGAUCGGUAAUCGGUAAAAAGGAGAUCUAUAAGAGGCUGAAUCGAACCUAAUAUUUUUAAAUACGUCUCAGUCGAAUUGUCUUUAAGCUUUAUUAUUUUAAUCCGCUGCUAUAACCGCGGGAUCAUUUGAUAAUUCAAUUAAUUUAAUUAAGAGGGACACUAUUUUCCAUUGCACGCCUCGUUUUCGGUAUUGUCGCUUUUUGAAAUACAGCUGCAAACAGAUAUUUUUCUCUUAUAUAAUUGAAUUACUAUUAUUACUUAAUUAAAUUACCCACGGAGCAACGUUUUUCUUUCGCUCUGUUCACUGAGAAAUCAAUGCACAUCGACUGAAUUUGGAAUAUGAGAUGGCCAGGCUUGUAGCGAAUUUAAUUAUAUAUUUAUGUCUGCUGUGUAGUAUUAUCAAAGCUAAUGAGAGUGGCGAUAGCAAUGUUCAGGAUUCAGCGGCUAAGGUGGUUUAUAAGACACCCGAAAUUUCUGGAUUCGCAUAUUUAGUAGAGACCUUUGACAAUGAGGAAAAGUUUAAGAAAUCUUGGAUCUUGUCAGAAGCCAAGAAAGACUCUGUUGAUGAAGAUAUAGCGAAAUAUGAUGGAAUUUGGUCCAUAGAAGAACCUAAAGAGCAUGCACAAGAGGGAGAUCUGGGGCUAGUCCUUAAGAGUAAAGCUAGACAUGCUGCUAUAUCCACUACAUUAUCCAAACCAUUUUACUUCGGUGAUAAUCCAUUAAUUGUACAAUACGAAGUGAAUUUUCAAGAAGGCCAAGAAUGUAGUGGGGCUUAUUUGAAAUUGCUUACUCUGGAUGCAGAGCAUCAAGAUUUAAAGAAAUUCCAUGAUAAAACUCCCUAUACUAUAAUGUUUGGUCCUGAUAAAUGUGGAAACAAUCACAAGCUGCAUUUUAUCUUUCGACACAAAAACCCUCUCAAUGGUUCGAUAGAAGAGAAACACUGUAAGAAACCUAGAGAACGCUUGGAAGAUUUUUUCAAAGACAAGCGGUCUCACCUAUAUACUUUGAUCAUUCGACCAGAUAAUAGUUUUGAAAUCAAAGUCGAUAAUAAGGUAGUAAAUUCUGGAUCUUUGCUGGAUGAUUUCACUCCACCAGUCAAUCCACCUUUGGAAAUAGAAGAUCCUACUGAUGUUCAGCCAGAAGAUUGGGAUGACAAGGAAAAGAUCCCUGAUCUAUCAGCUGUUAAACCAGACGAUUGGGACGAAGAUGCUCCAGCACAAAUCGUCGAUGAAGACGACGUCAUGCCUGAAGGAUGGCUCGAAGACGAAUCACCUAUGAUUCCCAAUCCUGACUCUGUAAAACCUGAAGAUUGGGACAUUGAAAUGGAUGGAGAAUGGGAACCUCCAGAAAUUCCAAAUCCAAAGUGUGCAGAUGCACCAGGAUGUGGAGCAUAUAAGCAAAAGAUGAAAAAGAAUCCUCGAUACAAGGGCAAAUGGUCACCGCCCUUGAUUAACAAUCCUAAUUAUAAAGGCAAAUGGAAGCCAAAACUAAUUCAUAAUCCUAAUUACUUCAAUGACCAACAUCCAUUCCGGAUGAUGCCUAUUUUUGCUGUGGGCUUUGAACUUUGGUCGAUGUCCACAGACAUUCUCUUCGAUAAUAUUCUUGUUGCUGAUGAUGAAGAAGUAGCAAGAAAAUGGGCGGAAGAUACAUUCGAAGUACGUCGGGCUAGAAUCGAGGAGGAGAAUGUAACUUUAUGGGGUCGCAUAUUAAAAGUAACAAAUUAUAAACCAGGCUGGUGGGUGUUGUAUUUUAUAUACUGUGCAGUACCAGUUGUGUUAUACAUUUGGUAUCUUCUGAAACAAGUUCGUGAGAAUAAAUAUGAUGUAAAAGAUGAAGAUAAACAACCUUUAGAAGCAAAUGAACAAACAGCACAGAAGCAAGAAGAAACAGAAAAUCAGCUACCUAAUACCGAAGCAGAGGAAGAAACUGAAAAGUUAAACGAAAAUGAAGAAAUAAUAGAAAGUGAAGAUAAUGAUAAUCCAGCAAUAGGUGGUGAUGGACCACGACGAAGAAAACCAAACAAAGACUAGAAUGAAUUAAGAUUAUAUGAAAGGAAUUCGUACUACUAAGGUAUUUAUGCAACACUCACAUUCCACUUGACACUUGCAUUGUAAACGUUAGAAUUUUUCUCAGUAUCUAAUUAUAUAUUAUAAAAUGUCACUAGAAGCCAGAUUUUUAUCUAAAAAUUAGAUAUUUUGUUCUCAUGUGUAAUUUUUCAUUAAGUCAUACUUUUUAAGCAAAAUAAUUUUCACAUUGAAGCAUGUUUCUCACGCGUAUGAGUGAUACAAGUACUUCAAAAAAAAAAAAAAAAAAAAAAAAAAAAAAAAAAAAAAAGAAGAAACAACAGUUUUGUAAGAAUGAUGUUUGGUGUAAUUAUUUAUGUCUUAAUACUAUGUAGCAAUUUAAUUUUUGUUAUUGUAUAUUAAGAAAAAAAGACGAAUAAUAGAAUAGAUUUAUUCACAGUUUCUGUAUAACAGAGCGGAUGAUGUGUCUUUUUUAGAAAGUUCGUCGCUUGUGCCCAAUAAUGUUUUACACACAAUCCAUAUAGAAUUUGUUAUUUAAUAUUACCAGUUAAUGUUUUUCAUAGGCAUGUAUUAUAUUAUUCAAUGUAACGAUUUUUCUUAAAUAAUGUUUCAUUCCUUUGCUAUUAUGUUAAUAAAGUAUGCAAUGUGACUGAAAUAAUUUUAUGUAUCAUAUUAUGUUGUAUUAUUUAUAAGUGAUAAGUCUGAAAUUGUUUAAAAAUAAUCAAACAAGUAGAUUCCGAAAAUCCUUUUCCUCCAUGUUCACAACACACACAACAAAGUAAAUUUCUAUUUAAAUUUAUGAAAAAAUCAACACUUUUUAAAAUAAUUCAACUAAAUUAUGUUAUUAUCUUUUUCAUUAAGAAAGUAAAAUUAAAAAGAAGAUUACAUUGAUAUAAUAUAUUAUAUAAUAUUUACAUUGAUAUAAGCAAAUGUAAAAUAGUUAAAUUUUAUUUUUGAGAGACUCCGUUUCUAAUCUUAAAAACAAAACAUUGCGUUUUGUCAUCUGCAUAUUUUAUAAUAGAAGUAUAAAAAAACAGUCUUAUUUAAAAAAGUAUGAUUGUGUACUAUUAGAAGAAUAGUUAUUAUAAUACAAUUUGCGGUGGAUCGUUAAAAUAAAAUUGUUUUUAUUCGUAA
This is a messenger RNA of Bombus pyrosoma, 3366 nucleotides long. RefSeq names its product calnexin-like. Gene Ontology annotation, biological process: protein folding. Gene Ontology annotation, molecular function: calcium ion binding. The record is from RefSeq and is a predicted model, not a curated record. Gene Ontology annotation, cellular component: endoplasmic reticulum; endoplasmic reticulum membrane. NCBI's taxonomy places the organism in Eukaryota, Metazoa, Arthropoda, Insecta, Hymenoptera, Apidae. The coding region runs from base 553 to 2238 and encodes 561 amino acids. The transcript has 9 exons.